ACAACGAAUUUUCUAAAUCGCACAUGCAUAAUCUUGCUCCAGUAACUAUCAUAGCUAGCUACAUACAGUUAGCUAACUAGCCGUUCAACGCAUAACUCGUUAGCUAGACCGCCAAGUUAGCUAUGUAAUGUCAUUUUCCACGCCAUUAGCUAGUAUUGUUAACCAACUAUUAAAGCUAUAAAUUAUCGAAACGGUAACAAAACUAAGUGUUUUCGCUCACAAUGGCCUUCGUCAAAGCUAACGUUAGCAAACCCCUACCAUUGACCUAGCUAACCGUUAGUUUGAUCUGUUACGUUAUAGUUUAGCUAACUAAUUAUCAUAUAUUAAAAGUUGGCAAUUAAAACAAGGUCUAAGUCACGAUGCAAAGACGAUAUCAAAUUUUAGCAGGCGCCAGCAUCUUACUAGCUAACGUUAGGUUACGUUACAGUAGCUAGCUAGCAACAUAAACGUUAGGUAGACAAAUUGGCUUCUAGCGCAUGCCGAAUUCAAACAAUUAAGAUGCAUAACCAGCAAAUGACCAGGAUAGCCAUUUUCACUAGCAUUUCCAGUAAAACGACGUCCCCCUUCGCCCUACAUUUAAUGAGUAUUACCGAUGGACGGCGGACCAACCGAUGUCGUGGUUGAGGCCAAGGACAGCAUCACCUAUGAGGGGGAGGAGGUGGUGGCAGACCUGCUCCAGCAAGCAGCAGAGGGGGUAAUGGACCAGCAGCCUGUGGGAGAGGGGGGCCUGGAUCCCCAGGAGCUGGUGGAUGGAGUCAAUGUGGAGAUGAUGGUAAUGGAUUCCCUGGACCCUGCCCUGCUGCAGAUGAAGACUGAGGUGAUGGACGCCCCUGUGAUCACAGCCCACGAGGCCACGGUCACCACAGUGGAUGAGACCCAGAUCAUCACUCUGCAGGUUGUCAAUUUGGAGGAGCAGCAGCUUGGAGGCCUUGGGGAGCUACAGCUGGUCCAGGUGCCUGUCUCUGCUGUGCCUGUAACGCAGGCCACUGUAGAGGAGCUACAGGGCACCUUCGUGGAUGCCACGGCCAUGCCCAAAGAUGGAAACCCUAUGAUCUGCCACACCCUGCCCCUGCCAGAGGGCUUCCAGGUGGUGAAGGUGGGUGCGAAUGGUGAGGUGGAGACGGUGGAGCAGGAUGAGCUCCAGCACCAGGAGGAGCAGCAGGUCCAGCCUGAGGAGGAGGAGGAGGAGCUGCAGUGCGAGACCCAGCCUGACGAUCCACAGUGGACCACAGACCCAGACUACCAACCCCCGGCCAAGAAGACUGCCAAGAAAGCAAAGAAGAGCAAGCUGCGCUACAACACUGAGGGGGACAAAGACAACAUGGACGUGUCUGUCUAUGACUUUGAAGAGGAGCAGCAGGAGGGAAUGCUCUCUGAGGUCAACGCAGAGAAGGUGGUGGGCAACAUGAAGCCCCCCAAACCCACCAAGAUCAAGAAGAAGGGUGUGAAGAAAACAUUCCAGUGUGAGCUGUGUAGCUACACCUGUCCCCGCCGCUCCAACCUGGACCGACACAUGAAGAGCCACACGGACGAGAGGCCACACAAGUGCCAUCUGUGUGGAAGGGCCUUUAGGACUGUUACCCUGCUGAGGAACCACCUCAACACACACACAGGUACCAGACCACACAAGUGUCAAGAUUGUGACAUGGCCUUUGUGACCAGCGGAGAGCUGGUCCGACAUCGUCGCUACAAGCACACUCAUGAGAAACCCUUCAAGUGCUCCAUGUGUGACUAUGCCAGUGUAGAGGUGAGCAAGCUAAAGCGGCACAUCCGUUCCCACACUGGGGAGCGUCCGUUCCAGUGCAGUCUGUGCAGCUACGCCAGCAGAGACACCUACAAGCUGAAGAGACACAUGAGGACACACUCAGGAGAGAAGCCGUAUGAAUGCUACAUCUGCCACGCCCGUUUCACCCAGAGUGGAACCAUGAAGAUGCACAUCCUGCAGAAGCACACAGAGAACGUGGCCAAGUUCCACUGCCCCCACUGUGACACGGUCAUCGCCCGCAAGAGUGACCUGGGCGUCCAUCUGCGUAAGCAGCACUCGUUCAUUGAGCAGGGACGGAAAUGCCGUUACUGUGAUGCUGUGUUCCACGAGCGCUAUGCUCUCAUCCAGCACCAGAAGUCCCACAAGAAUGAGAAACGCUUCAAGUGUGACCAGUGUGACUACUGCUGCAGACAAGAGCGUCACAUGCUGAUGCACAGGCGCACGCAUACAGGAGAGAAGCCGUACGCCUGUAGCCAGUGUGAGAAGACCUUCCGUCAGAAGCAGCUCCUGGACAUGCACUUCCGGCGCUACCACGACCCCAACUUUGUGCCUACUGCCUUUGUGUGCACCAAGUGCGGCAAGACCUUCACCCGCAGGAACACCAUGGCCAGACAUGCAGAGAACUGUAAUGGGGAUCCUACUGAAGGAGAGAACGGAACCCCGCCCAAGAGAGGACGGGGUGGGAGGAAGAGGAAGAUGCGCUCAAGGAAGGACGAUGAUGAUGAUGACGACGAUAGUGAGGACAAUGCUGAUCCUGAGCUGGAUGACAUUGAUGAAGAGGAUGAGGAUGCCGAAGAGGCACUGCUGGAGGAAGAUGAGGAGGAGAUGGAGUUGGAGCAGGCUCCACCCACCAAGCCUAUCCCCGCCCCUGUGGAGCCGCCCGUCAAGAGGAAACGGGGUAGACCCCCCAAGAAUGCGCCCAAACCUGCCUCACCUGCCAAAACUAGCAAGGCUGCCCUUAAGGGCAAGGCUGCUGCAGCAGCAGCCAUCAUCCAGGUGGAGGAUGAGAAUACAGGUGUCAUAGAGAACAUCAUAGUGAAGAAUGAGCCAGAGGCUGAGCAGGCUGCCAUAGAGGUGGUGGUGGAGCAGUCGGAGGAGGCAGAGGCAGGGGUGGAGACAGUGGAGCUGCCUGUAGCAGAGGCUGCCCCCAACGGAGAUCUCACCCCUGAGAUGAUCCUCAGCAUGAUGGACCGGUGAUCUAGCCCAGGCAGCUCAAAGACGUCCCCUUGUCCACCCUCUUCAUACAAUCUGCCAUAUUACAAACCACUCCGCUUUACACUUUAUUUUUAACAUCUGUUUCUUUUCACUCAAACCCACAUCCUUCCAUGCAUUCACUGUAACAGUUUAAGUUGCUUUGGUCUGUAGAAAUGUAGAUUUGGAUAAAUAAUGGCUCCAUUUUUUACUGUAAUCUAUUGGUGCAUGGAGGGGGGUGGUAGCUGAGGUUUGACACAUGGUGGACAUUGGGACUUAAUGCAGUGGUCAGUUGCACCCCCCCCAAUCUAACAACUAUUUUCGUAACCUGUUUGUGACCUUGACAUGGCAACAGUGAGUGCCAAGUGAGCCUUGUAAUCUAGAACCUUAUAUCUGCUGUAGACUAAAAUUAACUUUAGCUCGGCAUGUUGAUAGGAAUGGCUUUCUUUUUAAAAAAACAAAAAAGUUUUAUUUACUGCAUAUUCCAUAUGACUUAUUAUACUUGUCACAAAUGUUGAAGUUUGUAGAGGCUUCGAUCAACAUCAGGCCAGGGACAAUGAAAUCGUCCCUCCACAAAGUUUAAGGCUGCGGUUGAUAUGUUUGUACAAAAGGUAGUCUGGGCUCGUUUUGCUUGUAAAUACUUUUUAUUUUAGUUUUAUUACCAGCAUUUGAAUCUUUUUCUAGUGAUUUAAAGCCCUUUAAUGCUGGAGGAAAGUAAGUCAACCAUAGGUGUUGGGAACACAGGCUGUAUAUGGCUUUCUUAUCUCUAAUGUGGGAGGCUUUGCCUACUUUAAGAAUCAUGUUGGCUAUAUGACCUUCCAUGUUUUGAGCUUUUUAGCUUGAAUAUUUGUAGCGCAUUUGUGGGAGGUACAUUACUCACUCUUAUCCCACUGUUCAUCCCAAACCACAGUCACUAAUGCUCUAGUUUUUGAAAGAUGACCUUGUUUUGCAUUUCAAGAUGAGGUAAAGAGAUUAAGUGAUGUAAAAUGCAUUCAUAUUCUUAAAAGCUUUAAAGAUCUAUGAAAUUGUUGAGCAGGGGUAUUCAAUUCUUCCACUAUGAGGUCCAGAGCCUGCUGGUUUUCUGUUAUACCUGAUAAUGAAUUGCACCCACCUGGUGUCCCAGGUCUAAAUCAGUCCCUGAUUUUAGAGUGGAACAACAAAUCAGUGAUACUGGCUCCGGGGUUCAGAGUUGAAUUUGACGGCUGUAGAAGGUGUCCAAUUGGACUAGCUUCAAGUCUUAGCUGUAAAUUAAAUAUGAUUAUUGAGGCUUUGGUAAUCUUGUGAAGCAGAAUGUUUCUCCCGGUUCACUGUUAAUUUCUCAGACCAUUUUGUCAUAACUGCAUAGUUUUAUUGUGGGAUGUGUACAGGAGAGAGCCUUGAAAUUCUGAUAAUGAUGUUCAAAAAGGGGAGGAGAGAACUGAGGGAAGGAUAUUUUGUAUAAAGUUUGUUACUUGUUUAAGAUGACUAUUUACUUUCUUUCACAGAACAUUUUUAAUGCUGAUACAACCUGACUUUUCCUCUUACAUGUAAUUGCGUUUAAAUUGCUUUUUGUCAAGCGCUUAAAUUCUGGGUUGAUCAUUUUUGUACCUGGCUGUACUGUGUGAAUUUAGCAACGAUCUGAAAACCAACAUAAAUACAUGUGUUAUGGCUGGGUUGGGCUGAGAGGGCAUGUAUGAGGAAUGUACAGCUAAUAAAAAGAUAUUGGCCUACA
Messenger RNA from Oncorhynchus masou masou (cherry salmon), 4667 nucleotides. RefSeq names its product CCCTC-binding factor (zinc finger protein) (gene ctcf). NCBI's taxonomy places the organism in Eukaryota, Metazoa, Chordata, Actinopteri, Salmoniformes, Salmonidae. Gene Ontology annotation, biological process: regulation of transcription by RNA polymerase II. Gene Ontology annotation, cellular component: nucleus. The record is from RefSeq and is a predicted model, not a curated record. The transcript has 11 exons. Bases 593 to 2962 code for a protein of 789 amino acids. Gene Ontology annotation, molecular function: RNA polymerase II transcription regulatory region sequence-specific DNA binding; DNA-binding transcription factor activity, RNA polymerase II-specific.